Spodoptera litura is the source of this 999-nucleotide messenger RNA. RefSeq lists its product as uncharacterized. NCBI's taxonomy places the organism in Eukaryota, Metazoa, Arthropoda, Insecta, Lepidoptera, Noctuidae. The record is from RefSeq and is a predicted model, not a curated record.
AUGUGGACGACAUGGCUUGCAAUAAUCGCUUUAAGUAUAACGAUAUCUCAAUGCCACAAUGGACAAGAUCAGAACAUCGUUAAAACUAUUACAGACCAAGAAAUCAAUACGAACCGGGUAAAGAGAUUCAUAACUGGGUAUUUUGCACCUCAAAACAAGGCAAAUUUACCGAGGCAGAGUAACUUUGGCAAUUUUAGCGGAUAUAGCCAGAAUACAACGCAACAUUAUGUGAAUCCGGUACAAAAUUACAAUUACAGCAAACCUGGAUAUUACCCUUAUAACGCAAAUCCUAGCACCGUCAAACCUGUUUACCCUAACCCGCCCGGAUAUAAUCAAUACCCGGGUAAUUACUCCGGGUAUCCUUCGCCGAAUUUACAGCCAAGUAACAUACCAAACCCUAGUGCAUCUUGGACAAGACCAGCUCAGAACAACAGCACCAACUACCCGGGUUUUAACAACAAGCCUGUAAACCCUAUAUACCCCGGGUAUUUUCAAUACCCAGCUAACUACUCCAGGUAUCCAGCACCGCAGCCACAGCAAAGUAACAUUAAGCCUCUAUACCCAACACCACCCGGAUAUUCCCAGUAUACGAGUAAUUAUUCCGGUUACCCGGCUCCACAGUCAAACAACAAGCCUUUAAAUCCUACACAAUACCCAGGGAACUAUUCAGGAUACCCCGCAUCGUAUCCACAGCAAAGUAAUGUUAAUUCUCUUUACCCUACGCUACCCGGGUAUUCUCAAAAUCCGGGUAACUAUUCCGGCUACCCGGCACAGCAAAACAGGCCAACUCCCAAUGCACCUUGGACGAGACCUGCUCAGAAUAACACUGGCUACCCGGUUUUCAACACAACGAAACCGGGAUAUAAUAAUACUGUAAAAUAUGACAAGUGUAGAAAAGAAGCGACUGGUAUGGAUGCUUGUGUGAUUACUGCUGGCUAUGGUUGUCCAGAAGGAAUGAUAAGAAUUGGAGACACAUGUCUGCAAGACUCAGAUGAAUAA